CACAUACACAACUACACUACUCAUACAAUCAACACUAAAGGAGAAUUACAUGACUGAAGUGCAAUUUUAGUUAAAUCAGUCACAACAGAAACUAGCACGGGUCCCAUACACAUUGCCACAACAUACACAUACUCGUACAUCACAGAGACCACACCUACCAAUCACAGACUUCCACCGCUUAGCCUCAAACAACUCACCCGCAUAUAUACUGGGCGAUUUAAAUGCAAAACGCCCUUGCAUAGGAACACACAACACCAAAACAGCACUCACCCAAAUUUUUAACCACAUCUACUCAUCUGGAUAUUUUCCCCGACACUUUAAAGGAGCAUCAAUAAAACCGAUCGCAAAACCAAACAAAUCAAAAUAACUACAGAUCUUCAAAACUUCAAACCUAUAUCAUUACUAGAAGUACCAGGAAACAUUCUAAAAAAUAAUAAACAAAAGACUUAGGACUUACCUCGAAUACAACAGCACCCUGUCGCCAACAUACCAUGGGUUCCGGACCAACCGGAGCACAGACACCGUACUCGCCAUCAUAGCUGAAAAAAAUAGUACACACAAUAGGAAAUAAACAACAAUGUUGCAUAGUCCUCCGUGUUGUCUCAAAAGAAUUUGAUAAUGUUUGGCACAAUGGACUGAAACAUAAAAUUAACAACAUUGGUCUGCAAUGUCUCCAUUGGUAUUUUCCCCAAAAUACUUUGCAGUUUUCUGGACAACAGACCUGCCCGCAUAAAUUUGCCAAACUACCAAGGACUUACAUUCCCCAUAGAAAGUGGUGUACCUCAAGGAAGUACAUCCCAUCCCUUUACACACACUCUGGCACGAUUGCACCCCGUUAUAUAUGCCCAACGUGUUACAUUUUUCCCUCAUCAUUUAUCUCUGCUGUAAGGUUCAAACUCGUAUACAGAGAAACAGCCAAAGCUGUUCUGUUUCCUCCAUUCAUUUCCUCCUUCCCAGCUAAGUGGAGUGAUCAGGCUAUUAACCUCAAAUUACAUCAAUGGUGAAAUUGUAUAUACAAGCUAAUUGUUUUCAUCAAUGUUUUUCUUCCUUUCUCGAGCCGAGUUGAGUUAUCAGGAUAUUAAUUAACCUCAAUGUUUACAGAGUCAUGGAAGUUGCAUAUACAAGCUAUUUAAGUGGAUUUAAUAGACAUGCGAUCUUGGAAGACCAUAGAUAAUUACUGCUUCAUAUUACAUUAUUAAGAUCAUUUUAGAAAAUUUAACUUGUUAAAGCCUUUGCUUUCAAAGCAAACCUCUGAAGUUUCACACCAUCUCUAUGAUAUAUUUACUCUCAUAGGGGCACCAAAAAUUCUUCAAAGCGAUAACGGCAACGAGUUCGUUGGAGCCCCACUAACAACAAUGAUGCAUACAUUUUGGCCUGAGACAGAGCUUAUCAGGGGAUCCCCCAGACAUCCUCAGAGCCAGGGAUCUGUGGAAAAUGCCAACGGCGACAUAAAAAAUGAUGUUAUGGGGAUUGGUGCGGGAGAAGAACACGUGUAACUGGGUGGACUUGAUCAAGCAGGUGCAAUGGACCAAAAAUACUGUCAACCAUAGAGUAAUUGGAAUGUCUCCAUACGAAGCAAUGUUCGGGCAGAAGCACGUAUCACCUAUGAAAAUCACAGAACAGGAGACUGACUACGAAGGGACUGAACAGCAACAACAACAACAACAACAACAACAACAACAACAACAACAACAACAACAACAACAACCAUGGGAUGAACAGAUGGAGAUUGAGGAAGAAGACAGAGCGGGUGUGCAACAGCAGCAGCAACAAAAACCAUCAUGGGAUGAACAGAUGGGUACCAGGGAAAAAGACGGAGCGGGGGUACAACAGCAGCAGCAUCAACCAUCACGGGAUCAGAUGGGUCCCAGGGAAAAAGACGGAGACGGAGUACAACAGCAGCAACAGCAGCAGCAACAGCAGCAGCAACAACAACAACCAUUAUGGGAUGAACAGGCUUGUUUCUCGAAAAAGACGGAGACGGGGUACAACAGCAGCAGCAGCAACAACAGCAAACAUUGUGGGAUGAACAGAUGGGAUCCACGGGAAAAGACGGAGACGGGGUACAACAACAGCAGCAGCAACCAUCAUGGGAUGAACAGAUGGGAUCCAGGGAAAAAGACGGAGAUGGGGUACAACAGCAAGAGGGGGAGGAGGGAACACAAGAGCAAGAAGAAGAUCAGCAGCGGUUAUACAAUGAAGAGGUCAAAAUUUCUAGAGAUGGAGAACUGGUAGAGAAUGAGUAAGAACGCGCAAAUGCAACUGUAAAUGAACAACAUUUGGAAAGUUAUUAUAAAGAUCAGACAGCGAGUGAGAGAUGGGACCGAACAACAAGCAUCUAAGAUGAUUAAGCCUACUUUCUUCUUCCUUACAUCCCGAGAUCAACGACUGUGUCAACGUCACGAUUCCCCAGAUGGAUCGGCCGAGGAAGAUAAGCAUGCAAAAUUUUGUUGGAGUAAUUGUGGCCAUCGAAGAAAAAAAAGGAAACAGACUAUACAGUGUAGCAACAGAAUACGGUUGUAUAAGGCCAUUAUUCCCUCGCAAUCUAUUUGAAAUCUGCCGCCGAAUAAAUGUGAUAGAUAUCGAGACGGUGAACAGAGAACGGACAGUAUCCAUCAGAAAAAUAGCUGCCGCGGAAGCGAUAAAGGGCAGUGAGGAGCCCUCCUCCAAUAUUUGUCACUGUGCUACAGAUUUCUGUAAGACAAUGCGCUGUUUUUGCAAGAGAAGAGGCUUAUUGUGUACGGAACAGUGCAAGCAUGGGCGUAAUCCCAAAACCGGUCGCAUCAAUCAAGAAACUGCUGCUAAUUUUAAAUGUUGCAAUAAAUGAAAAAUGAAGUUAUAGACGUUUUCUAUCUGUUUUUAUCCAAAACAAUGUGUACAUAUAGAGGGAAUUGUAAAACUUUAUUCUCGUUAACAAUAAAUUCUCUCUUAACAAAAUCACCCUACUACCUCUCUUCUUCUUGAGUAUAAUGGUGACGACAGCUGAGUACGGAAACGCGCGAGGGUUGGGAGGGCAUGAAGUCAAGGCUGGCAGGAAGGGAAGGAGAACGCCGCCCGAAUAUGCUGCCUCGGCCUUGGCUGUGGCUCACUGACACGUGGCUUAGCUUAGGGAGAAAGAGAGAGAAGGCGGGAAGGUAGUGGGUGGGCAAGAGAUAGCGGCGACGGUGAAAGGGGAAUAGUAGUACAGCAGUGUGCCCAAAGACUGUGCCUGAGUUUGUAGGAGUGACAGGUGCCCUUGUCAGUGA
Messenger RNA from Scylla paramamosain (green mud crab), 3245 nucleotides. RefSeq names its product serum response factor homolog A-like. The coding region runs from base 1456 to 2235 and encodes 259 amino acids. The transcript is spliced from 10 exons. Lineage: Eukaryota; Metazoa; Arthropoda; Malacostraca; Decapoda; Portunidae. The record is from RefSeq and is a predicted model, not a curated record. Gene Ontology annotation, molecular function: nucleic acid binding.